AAAUAUGAAAAAUCUCAGGUGCCAAAAAAAAUAAAUCGAGAUUACCAUGAAAACUUAUCCAAAAAAAGAAAAAGACACAUAAAAUUGUUUAAGAACCCUUUGUAUAGUUUCAAGAAUCAAGAAUCCCAGUUUGGAAGUACCUUGGAGUUCUUUCCUCGCUUUCCCCGCUGCUGUUUUCCAGUGGUGUACAACUUCAGUAGCGCACUGUACCAACAAUUUGUUAGCCUAAAAGACUGAAUUUUUAUCUCUGCAAAGUGAAUAAAUCCAUCAACAUCUAGUGCAAUUUUCAGCAUUUUGGGGUUUCUGUUUUGCAUCAUGAAUGCUCCUAUAAUUGACCCAUUGCAGGGGGAUUUCCCUGAAGUUAUCGAAGAGUAUUUGGAGCGUGGGAUCAUGAAAUGCAUAGCCUUUAAUCGUCGUGGCACCCUUCUUGCAGCUGGAUGUGCUGAUGGAACUUGCCUUAUCUGGGAUUUUAUGACCAGAGGCAUUGCAAGAGAAUUCAAGGACGAUGACUGUGUUGCCUCAGUUACAAGUGUUUGUUGGUCAAAGUAUGGCCAUCGCAUACUUGUCUCCGCUGCUGAUAAGUCCUUGACACUCUGGGAUGUUGUCAGAGGAGAGAAGAUAACUCGGACCACUCUACAGCAAACCCCUUUACAAGCUCGCUUACAUCCCGGGUCCUCUACUCCGUCUAUUUGCUUGGUGUGCCCCCUUUCAUCUGCCCCUAUGAUUGUUGACUUGGACACAGGAAGCGUGACUGUGCUCCCUGUCUCGCCUACUGAAGGAGGGAAUGGAUUUGCUCCUUGUUCAAAAAAUAAAUUUUCAGAUGGAUCUGCCCCAUUUACUCCUACUGCUGCUUGCUUUAACAAGUACGGAGAUCUGGUUUAUUUGGGGAACUCCAAAGGGGAAAUACUAAUAAUUGACCAUAAAAGUGUUCAAGUGCGUGGUAUAGUUCUUGUUCCAGGCUGCGCUGUUAUAAAGAAUAUGGUGUUUAGCAGAAAUGGCCAGUAUAUCUUAACAAAUUCAAAUGAUCGUAUAAUAAGGAUAUAUGAGAACCUUCUCCCGAUUAAAAAUGCACUUACAGGUCUAGAUGAAGCAACCAAUGGCCUGAAUGACCUGGAAGGGGUUGAGAAGCUGAAAGCAGUUGGAGCACAAUGUUUAGCUCUGUUUCGGGAGUUUCAGGAUUCUGUCACCAGAGUGCACUGGAAAGCUCCGUGUUUUAGUGGUGAUGGUGAGUGGGUUGUUGGUGGUUCUGCCAACAAAGGAGAGCACAAGAUCUACAUUUGGGAUCGGGCAGGUCAUCUUGUAAAAAUCCUCGAAGGACCAAAGGAAGCAAUAAUAGAUCUAGCUUGGCAUCCCGUACGCCCUGUUGUUGUCUCUGUUUCACUAUCUGGGUUUGUCUAUAUUUGGGCGAAAGACUACACCGAGAAUUGGAGUGCAUUUGCUCCCGAUUUCAAAGAGCUUGAAGAAAAUGAGGAGUAUAUUGAAAGGGAAGAUGAAUUUGAUCUCAAUCCUGACAUGGAGAAGGUUAAAGAAUCAGGUGUCGACGAGGAUGAAGAUGUUGAUAUCAUUGGUGUGGAUAAAGAUUCAACUUUCAGUGAUUCAGAUAUGUCGGGAGAUGAAAUUUGCUUUUUGCCUGCUGAUCCAAUUCCUGAUGCUCCAGAGCAGCAGGACAAGUGUGUUGGUAGUAGUUCAAAGCUAGGAGAAAGCAACCAGUCUGGAUCCCCUAGUUCAGAUGGGGCUGGUCAAAAUGGGCAAGUGAAUCAUGAGUCCAGUCCAUUUGAAGGUGAGGACGCAGGCACAAUUAAAAGGAAACGAAAGCCUUCAGAGAAGGUACUGGAAUUGCAAGCUGAGAAGGUUAAGAAACCCCCACUGAAGACAAAGCCAUCUGGCUAAUAGAGAGAGCUUCGCUGGAGGUCAUGUCAAUUUACAACAGUAAGCUGUGAAUUAAGUGUUAACAAGCUGGUGAUUCCAUCUUUAAGUGGGUUGUGGAGCACAUUUGAUGCUGCUUCUGAGGUUGUGCAGACUUGCACCCAUGAACAGAUUCUUUUAGCAGAGUGGUAGCAAUCGAUCCAGACUCUUGGAGGGACGACCAACUGUUAACAUGAACUGACAUUAGAACGUUGCAUUAGGUUUAUCCCCUGCUGGUGGAAACAACAGUUGAAGGGACAACGUCUGAAGAACUGGAUUGCUUUCUGUUGCGGAGUUUGUUGGCUACUUGUAUAUACGCGAUCUAAUGGGAAAGCUAAACUGCAAGUUUAGAUGGUAAGGGGGAUUUCACCAGUGGCGGUGGUUGGGAGGGAAUGCAGCAAGUUCCCAUGUAACUGACCGAUUCAAAUUUUUUAUUAACUUAAGACUUGAUAGAAUGAUUUGUUCCUACAUUUUUACCUUUAUUUGCACAAAUUAAAAGCAUUACAAUCCAAGUAAAUUUGUUCAUUUUUACA
Molecule: messenger RNA, 2438 nt
Organism: Capsicum annuum
Lineage: Eukaryota; Viridiplantae; Streptophyta; Magnoliopsida; Solanales; Solanaceae
Product: protein RBL
Exons: 6
Coding region: 316-1890 (524 amino acids)
Cellular component (GO): Set1C/COMPASS complex
Molecular function (GO): protein binding
Source: RefSeq, a predicted model, not a curated record